This is a messenger RNA of Halichondria panicea, 1865 nucleotides long. RefSeq names its product neurogenic locus protein delta-like. Bases 987 to 1604 code for a protein of 205 amino acids. The transcript has 5 exons. The record is from RefSeq and is a predicted model, not a curated record. NCBI's taxonomy places the organism in Eukaryota, Metazoa, Porifera, Demospongiae, Suberitida, Halichondriidae. Gene Ontology annotation, molecular function: Notch binding; calcium ion binding.
UCCGCUGGGGCAGUCUAUAAUCAAUCCCGAGAGUGGUCUCCAGAUCAUGAACAAAUAGCUGAACAAACGAGAUAGUUACUGGCUAUUCAGAUACUACAUACUGCUGAGAAUGAGUGUCCUUGUAUUGUGUAUGAGCUGCCUGUGUCUAUGGCUGGGGAAGCUCAGUGUACUGGUGUCUGCAGACUAUGUGCUACAAGUGAGGGUGGUCUCCUACAAUCAUGGAUUCAACACACGCUCAGACAACCGAUGUUGUGAUUCACCACCGGGAUUCAACGGUGCAACACCAUGUAACGGAGAGGAGCGCUGUGACACCUACUUCACCUACUGUCUGAGGCCACGGUUCACAGGGACUGCUACUAUAGAGUGUCCCAAUACUGAGCCUGGAUUUAUUGCAAAUAGCACCAAUGUUGUUGAUGGGGCAACCAUUGAUUUCUCACAACCUACUGUACUAGGACUCCCUAAUCCGUUCAAUCUGACUGGAAUAUCGACAGCCUGGGAGGGAGCUCAGCUUUAUAUACAAGUGUUUGAUUUGGAUGAUGAUGGCACAGAUGUUAUUGAAAGGUUUAGAUUUGAUGUGAGUAUUAUUAAUCGUACUAUUCUCCCAGUUGGAACCACAGCAGGAGGCACAGUUACUGGUAACAGGGCUGCUAUCACUGUUAGUGCUACUGUCCUGUGCUCCAUUCUACACUGGAAGCAGUUGUGAGAUACUCAAUCACUGUGAGUCCAAUGCUGUCACAUGCAGUGAACGAGGAACAUGUGUGAAUGGAUUUAAUGGUUUCACUUGCGACUGUAACCCUCUCUACUUUGGUGAAAACUGUGAGAGUCAAGAUUUUUGUUUCAACACAAAUUGCAAUAAGAGAGGAACGUGUAAUAACGGCCUUGAUUCCUACACCUGCUCAUGUGAUCCUGGCUAUACUGGUGCUGAUUGUGAUGAUAUUGAUGAUUGUGUUAACGAAAAUUGCAGCGGAAAUGGUCGUUGUGUUGACAUGGUGAACAUGUUCUUAUGUGACUGUGAACCUGGCUACACUGGUGCUGAUUGUGAGACCAACAUUGAUGAUUGUGAGAAUAGGAACUGCAGUGGAAAUGGUGUGUGUGUGGAUGGUGUCAACUCCUUCAGUUGUGAGUGUGUGUCUGGCUUCACUGGAGAGACGUGCAGUGUGGAGACACAAGAGAUGAUAUCAGAUGAUGCAACAGCUGCUAUAGCUGGUGGUGUGGUGGGGGGACUGGUUGUCAUUGUGCUGAUUGCAGUGCUGAUUGUAGUCAUAGUCAUUCUCGUGAAGAACAAGCAAGAGUCAGCACGAUACAUUAUUGGAGGAACAACCAACAAUGACAUACCAUGUCAGAACAACGUGGUGUACGGUGUGUGUGAGAUGGCUCAGCCUCAACCCAACACCCUCGCUACUGCCCCACCCACCUCCUCUCUACAAGAGCACGAGUUUGACUACCCCCUGUGUGAUAUGUCGGAACCCCUCCCCCCAGCGUACGAAAGUGUGGACGAGAAACUCAUGUUAAAUGUAAAUGUUAGCUAUGUAACCGUUGCCGAGCGUGAGGAUGGACUAGAACAGACUAGUGAUAUCUAUGAUGAUGUCAACAUGAGGCAAUGAUGAUCACUUCUGGGCACAUUUCACUAGCCCUGCAACUUUGAUUCAUCAAAUAAUUAUAAUUAUGUCCUUGCUCUAAGUGUGUGUUUAUGUAAGCAAGUAUAACUUUUUAGCUUUUGGUAUGUCCGCAAACCAGGGCAUAACCCUCAACACAUGUUACUUGCAUAAUCUCUUUUAUUUCAUCACAUCACCAUUAUUAUUUUUCUCUCAACAUGUUAGCCGAAAACAUGUCUUCAAUAAUUGAAUUAUUUAUAGCCAGUAUAA